GGUCCUGCCCCCCCCUCCGGCCCGGUCCUGCCCCCGCCCCGGCUGCCUCCCCGGCUCUCCCCCCAGCUCGGCGGAGGCGCGGCGGAUGGGCCCUGCCCGGGCCGAAGAUGUCUGGCAGCUCCUCGGGAAGGCCGGCAGCGCCGGCGGAGGUAGAAGACUGGUUGGCACGUUCAUUUGAUGACUUCUUUGGAAACACAAAUAUUUCUUCUGCCAUUUCUGUGAAGCAACUGGAAGGCAACUCUGGAAGCCACCGGCAGCAGAAGAAGGACCUGUCUGCUGUGCCAGAAGGUGGCAAAAACAAAGUUCUGCCUAGAAAAAGAGCAAAGUUGUCUUCAGGAGACCUGCCUUGUAGCAAGUCCAGGCAGAACUGGAGCCAGACUCAAGAAGAGCCAUGGGUAGACAGAUACAAACCUGAAACCCAGAAUGACCUUGCUGUGCAAAAGAAGAAAAUUGAAGAAGUUGAAGCCUGGUUAAAAAUGCGCUUAUUUCAGAGGUUGCCCCUCCAGGGUGGCUCUGUUUUGCUGCUGACUGGUCCUCCUGGUUGUGGGAAGACUGCAACUAUUCAAAUAUUAGCAAAAGAUCUUGGUGUUCAGGUGCAAGAAUGGACCAACCCAGUAUCUUUAGACUUUACAAAAGAAGACUUGAGAAAUAUGCUUGACCAUGACUCAAAUUUCCAUACAUUUCCAAGUCAGGCCCAAGCAGCUGUCUUUCAGGAUUUUCUGUUAAGAGCAAAUAAAUAUAACAAGCUUCAGAUGCUUGGGGAAUCCUCAGAAAAUUGUAAGAAGCUCAUUCUUAUCGAAGACAUCCCUAACCAGUUCUAUCGGGACCCUAGCAGUCUACAUGAAAUCCUCAGGAGAUUCGUUCGUACCAGUCGGUGUCCCCUUAUAUUUAUAAUCUCAGAUAACUUCAGUGGAGACAGCAACCAGAGGUUGCUAUUCCCAAUGGAAAUUCUAGAGGAGUUGUGUAUAUCCAGUAUUAGUUUCAAGCCUAUUGCACCAACAAAUAUGAUGAAAGUCCUUAAUCGAAUAGCUGCAACAGAAGCCAGUAUGAACAGAGAAAAGAACAAUGCUCUUGAUAGAACUUCUCUGGAGUUGAUUUGCAGAGGUUGUUCAGGUGAUAUAAGAAGUGCAAUAAACAGUCUUCAGUUUUAUUCCAUGAAAGACUGUUCAUUGGAGAAGGAGUUUUGGUCAAGGAAGAAAAGGAGCUCCAUGCUAAAAUGUGAAGGAGCAGCAGGAUCUAAAGAAAAAAAGAAAAGUAAAUCUGAUAACUUGGAAGACCAGGAGAUACAAGCUAUUGGUGGCAAAGAUGCUUCCAUCUUUCUUUUCCAUGCUCUGGGGAAAAUAAUUUACUGCAAAAGAGAAGCAGUGUCAGAAUCAGAAUUUCCGCAGCUGCCUGCUCACUUGUCAGAACACCGCCGAGACACCUUGCUCAUUCAGCCUGAGGAUAUUGUGGAAAAAUCACACAUGUCUGGAAGCAUGUUUAAUUUAUACCUUCACCAGAACUACGUAGACUUUUUUUCUGAUAUAGAUGAUGUAGUGAGAGCCAGUGAAUAUAUGAGCACUGCUGAUGUCCUUUGUAGUAACUGGAGUACACGGCUUGUGAUGGAAAAAUACAGUGCAUCUGUGGCUACCCGAGGGGUCAUACAUGCAAAUACAUCCAGAGCCUUUGCCCACCACCAAGGAGGGAUGGGGUUCCGGCCUUUACAUAAACCUCAGUGGUUCUUUAUCAAUAAAAAGUAUCAAGAAAAUUGCCUUGCUGCAAAAUCUCUGUUUUCAAGCUUCUGUUUAACACCUGAGUGUCUUCAGACAGAGCUACUGCCUUAUCUUGCUAUGUUGGCAAAUCCAAUGAGAAACCAAGCUCAGAUUGCUUUUAUCCAAGACGUUGGAAGGCUGCCACUGAAAAGACAUUUUGGGAGGUUAAAGCUUGAAACACUUACUGACAAAGACCCUGGGAUACCAGACUUGUUUGCUCUCUCUGAAGGGGACCACGCUGAUGUGCAUGCUGUGGAGAUGGCUGCACAGGUGGAGCAAACCAGAACGAGUGAGAAUGAAUCAGAUGGAUUCCCUCUCUCCUCCAGCCAGUGCAGUGGAAGUGAGCUACCUUGCAGUCAGCCUCAGCCUGUUGCAUCUCAAGCAAUCAUGGAGGAAGAUGAACUAAAAAUAGAGGAAUACGACAGUGACUGAGUACAACAAAUUGUCAACCACUGACUUGCCUGAAUGGAUUAACAGGCCUUUGCUAAUGACAGCACUGCUUUAUCUGCUCAGGUGAGCCAGGAGGACAAGUCUAAACAUGCUGUGUCAGCAACCAGACACCUCCCCUGAGCUUCCUUGUAACUCUGCAGGAUCAGACCUGAGCUGAGUACUGAAUACAAGCAAUUCCUGAGCCAUAUAUUGAUAAAAAGGGGAUAAUAAAUGAUGAGUGAAAUUAAUUUGAAAGAGACUGUAGAUAAACAGCUUCACUCUUAAGUUAUUUUUAUUUUUUACACAUUUUAAUUUACUUUGCAAUUGUACAGUGUGUUUCCUGAGUACACAUUUCAUAAGUUGCCAGAAUUUGAAGAUUUUAUGAAAAUGCAAACCUUCAAAAUGAAUGUAAAAAGUUUGAUGUUUCAUAGUGGUGAUGUAAAUAAACCUGCUGCCCUAA
This is a messenger RNA of Apus apus (common swift), 2640 nucleotides long. RefSeq names its product RAD17 checkpoint clamp loader component (gene RAD17). Gene Ontology annotation, biological process: DNA repair; DNA damage checkpoint signaling; mitotic DNA replication checkpoint signaling. Bases 108 to 2183 code for a protein of 691 amino acids. Lineage: Eukaryota; Metazoa; Chordata; Aves; Apodiformes; Apodidae. Gene Ontology annotation, molecular function: chromatin binding; ATP hydrolysis activity; DNA clamp loader activity. Gene Ontology annotation, cellular component: Rad17 RFC-like complex; nucleus. The record is from RefSeq and is a predicted model, not a curated record. The transcript is spliced from 16 exons.